Messenger RNA from Aspergillus steynii IBT 23096, 1090 nucleotides. RefSeq lists its product as uncharacterized. Bases 443 to 1087 code for a protein of 214 amino acids. The transcript has a single exon. The record is from RefSeq and is a predicted model, not a curated record. NCBI's taxonomy places the organism in Eukaryota, Fungi, Ascomycota, Eurotiomycetes, Eurotiales, Aspergillaceae.
UUUUUACUCUUUAGGUUGAUGAACAAAUGAUCGCCGAGUUAAAGUUGGCUCUACCUGCGUUAUGUAUGGAGCCCUUUGUGGCAUGCCUACAAAUUCCUAAUUAACCGCCCUUCCUCAGUUCAGCUCAACCAAUAUGUCAUUAGUUGACUUGCCUCAACCGCACCUUAAUGAAUCGAUCCGGGAAAUCAAUGAAACCUCCUGGCUAAUAUGCAACACGUUUCUUCUUACUCGUUCAUCGUCGCCACCCCCGUACCCGAUUCCAACUGACCGAGCAUGCUGGAGCGACAGCAAUGGCGGCCAUUUCGUCCUCUCCACUGCGCCUGAGCCUCUUCCAGAUUCCAGGCCCCUCACAGAAGGCUCCCCGUCUAUCUCAAGGGUCCACGCAGUCGACAAUCAAGCAGCCGUUUGGCGGGCAGGCGAAGCCUUCAUCAAAGCGCAUCACAUGGACUAUCCCGGUGUGACCAGAGAGCAUGCCACGCUACAGUUUCUCAAAGACCAACGGCCCCAGGGGUUUGAUUUUCCAGACAUAUACCAUCAUUUUGAGAUUGGCUCGUGGUAUUUCCUCGUCGUCUCAAGGGUUCCCGGCCAGCUCCUCGAAGAGGCGUGGCCCAACAUGGAUGAGACUCUUCGCCAGUAUUACAUCAACAAGGUAGCAGAUGUUUGCAAUCAUCUGGCAACAUGGAAGGGCGAGGUUAUUGGUGGCGUAGAUGGGCGUCAGCUAUUGGAGCGGUACCUCGUCAAAGCCAGCAGCAAGAUGGCGGAUGCCCUUUCUCCGCGGCAGCUUCUGAAGAAUUGCACUGAGAUGUCUAUGGAUGUCUCUACACUGGUCUUCUAUCAUUGCGAUCUUGGCCCCACGAAUCUUCCGGUCGAUCCCUCCACAGACUCGCUGGGCAUCAUCGAUUGGGAGCUUGCUGGUUACGUUCCCAUCGAAUGGGUUAGAGCAAAAUUUCGACUCUCAGCAGGAAUGGAUUUUAACUACGGGGAUGAGGACUCCAAAAAGGAUUGGCGCCGCAGAGUUGCCCAGCAUCUGGAAAAGAUGGGCUACCGCGAUGCUGUGGAUGCAUGGUGGAUGUUUCAGGGCAGCUAGUAG